Messenger RNA from Elephantulus edwardii (Cape elephant shrew), 1179 nucleotides. RefSeq names its product prokineticin receptor 1 (gene PROKR1). Gene Ontology annotation, biological process: neuropeptide signaling pathway. NCBI's taxonomy places the organism in Eukaryota, Metazoa, Chordata, Mammalia, Macroscelidea, Macroscelididae. The transcript has 2 exons. The record is from RefSeq and is a predicted model, not a curated record. Gene Ontology annotation, molecular function: neuropeptide Y receptor activity. Bases 1 to 1179 code for a protein of 392 amino acids. Gene Ontology annotation, cellular component: membrane.
AUGGAGUUCAUUAUGGGGCUUGGGGAUGACAAUGCCACCAACACCUCCACCAACUUCCUUUCUAUGGUUGAACCCCACGGAGACCCAAGUCCUUUCCCACUCAACUCCAGUUAUGAGGACUACAAUAUAACCUUGGAUGAAAAUGAGGAUGUGACCAAGUCUCACACUUUCUUUGCUGCCAAGAUUGUUAUUGGCAUGGCCCUGGUGGGCAUCAUGCUGGUUUGUGGCAUUGGCAACUUCAUCUUCAUCGUUGCCCUGGCCCGAUAUAAGAAACUGCGAAAUCUCACCAACCUGCUCAUUGCUAACCUAGCUAUCUCUGACUUUCUGGUGGCCAUUGUCUGCUGUCCUUUUGAGAUGGACUACUAUGUGGUACGCCAGCUGUCCUGGGAGCAUGGACAGGUGCUCUGCGCCUCCAUCAACUAUCUACGCACUGUUUCUAUCUAUGUCUCCACUAAUGUCCUGCUGGCCAUUGCCAUCGACAGAUACCUGGCUAUCGUGCACCCACUGAGACCACGGAUGAAGUGUCAGACUGCCACUGGGCUUAUUGUUCUGGUGUGGACUGUGUCGGUCCUCGUUGCCAUCCCUUCGGCCUACUUUACCACUGAAACAGUCCUCCUCGCUGUCAAGAGCCAGGAGAAGAUUUUCUGUGGUCAGAUCUGGCCUGUGGACCAGCAGGUCUACUACAGAUCCUACUUCCUUUUCAUCUUCGGCAUCGAAUUUUUGGGCCCUGUGGUCACCAUGACGCUGUGCUAUGCUCGCAUCUCCUGGGAGCUCUGGUUCAAGGCUGUCCCUGGCUUCCAGACGGAGCAGAUCCGCAAGCGUCUGCGCUGCCGCCGAAAGACAGUCCUGGUGCUCAUGUGCAUCCUCAUGGCCUACGUACUGUGCUUGGCGCCCUUAUAUGGCUUCACCAUCGUGCGUGACUUCUUCCCCGCUGUGUUCGUGAAGGAGAGGCACUACCUCACUGCCUUCUACGUGGUUGAGUGUAUCGCCAUGAGCAACAGCAUCAUCAACACCCUGUGCUUCGUGACCGUCAAGAACAACACCAUCAAGUACUUUAAGAAAAUCGUACUGCUCCACUGGAAGUCUUCUUACAGUGGGAGUAAAUGUAGUGCGGACCUUGACCUCAAAACUGUGGGUGUGCCUGCCACGGAAGAGGUGGACUGCAUUAGACUAAAAUAA